This is a messenger RNA of Salvelinus sp. IW2-2015, 1717 nucleotides long. Its product is annotated as serine/threonine-protein phosphatase 4 regulatory subunit 2-A. Gene Ontology annotation, molecular function: protein phosphatase regulator activity. The record is from RefSeq and is a predicted model, not a curated record. Gene Ontology annotation, cellular component: cytoplasm; nucleus; protein phosphatase 4 complex. Lineage: Eukaryota; Metazoa; Chordata; Actinopteri; Salmoniformes; Salmonidae.
GGUGGCGGGGAACGCACCUUAAAAGUUGGAUGCGAUCCGCCAAACCAAUCCCAAAGAAGAAGCCCGGUUUGCCAGACAUACUCUGACUGGACAUGCCCAGUUGAGUGGGUAGCUAACGUUAGCUAGCAAGUGUGUGACAAACGGCGCCAUAAACUCACUGGGAUGCAUUGUUGCUAGCUAGCGGUAGCUAGCUUUUUCUGAUUUCCUGUCGCUGGUGUGUAGGGGACUUCGGUUGCCAUAAAAUAGCUUACGUUACAACCAUGGAAAUCGACACACUUUUGGAGGGUUUUACGGACUUCGAGAAGAAAGGGAAGAAAGAUGCCUGCCCUGCCCUGGAUCAAUUUCUGUGUCAUGUCGCCAAAACGGGAGAAACGAUGAUUUCAUGGUCACAGUUCAAAAGUUAUUUCCUGUUUAAACUUGAGAAGGUAAUGGAUGACUUCAGAGCCUCGACACCAGACCAGCGAGGGCCAGCUAAUCCUAAUGUGGAGUACAUUCCGUUUGAAGAGAUGAAGGAGAGGAUUCUCAAAAUCGUAGAAGGAUACAACGGGAUUCCGUUCACCAUCCAGCGUCUGUGUGAGUUACUGACUGAGCCAAAGAGGAACUACACAGGAACAGACAAGUUCCUCAGGGGAGUGGAGAAGAAUGUGAUGGUGGUCAGCUGUGUGUGUCCUACAUCAGAGAAAAAUGAGGCAACCAGUGUAAACAGAAUGAAUGGAGUGAUGUUCCCUGGCAAUACCGCUAUUUAUUCAGAAAGGAAUGUAAAUGGACCAGGCACCCCAAGGCCACUGAACAGACCAAAGCUAUCACUAUCCACCUCUCUGGCUACAAACGGUCUCCCUGACAGCACAGAAGAUAAGGAGCCACUCACAAAACAAGAAGAGGAGCAUGUUGUCAGUGAUUCCUCGGUAUCGGAAAGUGAUGCCACACAGAGCAGUCCGAUGAAGACUAAGCAUCCGGAAGAGGAUGCAACGGAGGCAGAGAGCCACGAAGUCAAGAGGCUGAAGUUUGACAAAGACAUGGAUGAAGAGGAGGAUGAGGUAGACAAGGAGAUGUCAUGUCCUGCACCUGCCCAAAGUUCAUCAGACAUGCCAGAAUCGUCAACAGAUGUUGUUGAGGAAGAAAAAGAGAAGUCUGCUGAUAUGCUCACCACAGACGAUCAUGAGCCCUCCAGUACUCAGACAGAAGAUCCCUUUGAUGACGAGGAAGAGCCAUCAGAGAGGGAGGCUGAGUAUGGCCCCAUCCACAGUCUAAAGAGUGACAGCACCAUGGACCAGUCAGAGGAGCAGCUUGCUCAGUCAGGGAAUGAUCUGAGUUUAGAGGAACAGGAUGAAGGAGAUUGCAGUGACCCAGUAAGUAGCAGCAGUAGCAGCAAUGGGGAGGGAGCACCCAGUGAAGAGCCGGUCCCCUCUGCGUCUCCCAGCAGUACAGCUGAGUCGUUGGCAGAGGGCGCUGCUGCAGAAAACUGUUCGGAAAGCUCAGAGAUGGCAGAUGAGCCCAUGGAACAGGACUAACCUGAGGCUGAGGGGCCCCCCCCCAACAUUAUUUUACACUGUAUAUUGAUACUGUACCAAACCCWGGAGAUCUCUGUACCACCAUGGACCUGUAAUCUCCCAGCACAGGGAGGCUUUUUGUGAGGCCUCAGAGGAUUUUCACCCUCAGGUCUCUUCACGCCUUUUUUGACCCACCCACCUCCUGACGGCCACACAUCAGUCCGUUU